Coprinopsis cinerea okayama7#130 is the source of this 1095-nucleotide messenger RNA. RefSeq lists its product as hypothetical. The record is from RefSeq and is a predicted model, not a curated record. The transcript is spliced from 4 exons. The coding region runs from base 155 to 1024 and encodes 289 amino acids. Lineage: Eukaryota; Fungi; Basidiomycota; Agaricomycetes; Agaricales; Psathyrellaceae.
AUUCUUCCUUCCUUCUCCCAUAUCUCGCUUUCAGCGCUAGUCGCUCCAGGGUUCUCGAUUGAAUUCUGCUGAUAUCGAAGGCUUGAAGCUUUUUGAACAUUCAUACACUCAUUCCUUUGAUUUUAAUUUCCGGUCCUUUUCACAACCGAUAGUCAUGAGGUCUUUCAGUUCGCUUUUGGCGCUUUGCUCGCUUUUGGUUACUUCUGUGGUUGCUCGCCCAGCUGCGAUUCAGCGUCGAGACGUAGACCCGACUCUUGUUCCAGAGUUCGGACACCCCGCUGGCUUGAACCCGACCGGAACUGGAGAUUGCGACGGCAUUACAAACGCCGCAGGUCAAGUGGUUAAAAUCCCCUGUUUCUGCCCCCCUGACCGCAACGAGUUCUUGCAGGCCCUGAAUGCGAACGUCAAUGCAGGCCGCGCUGUCAAUAACCCUAGCGUGGCAGUAUCCUUCCCGACAGACAGUUCAAAGGCCUCGCAGCUAGAGCGCAUGCAAACUGCUCUCGUAACCUUGCAAAACAUGCGCGGCCCUGGAGUGGGAUGCCCCGCUGCCGCAACCACCUUCCUGGCCCAGCUGCGUGCGAUCCAAGAUGCCCCUGAAGAUGCUCCAGCACCAGUAACACCCGCACCUGAAGCUCCCGCACCUGCUCCCCCCGGCCCACCUGCAGCUGGGGCUAUCGACCCUGCCCUCAUCCCUGACCUCGGCCAUCAAGCUGGUUUGAACCCUACCGGAACCGGCGACUGCGACGGAGUUCCCAACGCUAACGGACAGGUCGUCAAGAUUCCAUGCUCGUGUCCACCUGAUCGCGCUACCUUCAUUGCUGCAUUGACCCAGAACGUUGCCGAAGGGCGUGCGGUCAACAAUCCAUCCGUUGCAGUGUCGUUCCCAACAGAUGAUUCCAACGAAUCCAAGGCCGCCCGGAUUAUUGCUUCGUUGAUCACCCUCCAGAAUCUCAAUGGCCCGGGACUUGGAUGCCCAGGUGCGGCCACGACUCUCCCGGCUCAAUUGAGGGCAGUCCAAGGGUAGACAGCAAUUUCUGACACAGCGAGACUGUGACCUAAUAGACUUUAUGCAAUGCGAUAUUUUCUUUGUUAUGU